Molecule: messenger RNA, 167 nt
Organism: Amoebophrya sp. A25
Lineage: Eukaryota; Dinophyceae; Syndiniales; Amoebophryaceae
Source: the annotation of a GenBank genome assembly
GAGUGCAGUAGUGCUUACUGCAUUAACAUGUACGCUGUUACUCGACCGUCUCAUGUGCCGGAAAUACCCGAUUUACAAGAUUUUCCCAAUCGAUAUCAAUAUUUCGCUCGGCAACGAUUUGAACAUUUUGCACUGUCUGCACCUUACAUCUCGCGAGCAGAAAGAAC